CUUUCAACCUCCUAACUAUUCUCCUGUCCACCACACAUCACGCUGACCAUCCCCAUCAUAGAACAAAUCAAAGCCAAACGUAAGAAACGAGAGUUUUCCUCACGGGCAUGACUGAUUCACAUACUCAAGAUGCAUUUCUGAGACGGACUUGACUUCUGCACCGCAAGGAAAAUGAAUCUGCAUACGCUUUGUUUGCAAUGAACACGACUCCAACCAGAGAUUCGAGGUCAAUAUCAAUGCUCUCCUCAAUCUUCCAAUCUCUCUCAUCACUACAUCCAAACAUAUCCAACCCAAGCACUCAAGCCCAUUCCACUCAUGCCAAUCCUCUUCACACCCUCUCAGUACAAGACACCGCCGGUGCCCGCUCCCUCUUCUUGACUCUCCACGUCCUCUUCCCGCACGAACUCCUUCCAGCACUUGACCUUCUCGACCGCGGUCUCGUCACCCGCUUGGCCUUACAGCAUGACGACUCAAGUAUAUCCCCGUCUCGGAAUCCCACGCGCCAUGCCUCCGAGGUCGAAGGGCACUCGGAAACAGAAGUGGAAGUGUACUACAUCCAAUCCUCCGCUUCGGCCACAACAAACCAUCCGCGCAAACACGCCAGCUCCAGCGCAACAUUCUACGAAGUCCGCCUCGACAGCUGGAAUUGCAGUUGUCCUGCGUUCAGCGUGUCGGCGUUCCAGGGUCUAAGCCACAGCACUGGCUACGACGACAACUACGACGACAACUAUCACCACGACCGCUUCCCAACUCUCGGACUCGACUCGAUGCCAGAAAAUGCUACAUACUGGCAUUUCGGUGGUGUAGCAACGAGUAAGUCAUCAGGCUCUAUACCGUCAUGUAAGCACAUUCUCGCCGCGUUGUUGGCGAAAGCGGCGCCGGAGUUGUUCGGGCAUGGAGUGACCGUCCGGAAAGUUAGUUGUGAGGAGAUUGUUGGAUGGGGAGGUGGGUGGGGAGAGUUCGGUGGUGGGUGAGAGGCUUGUCCGGUCACAUCAGACACCAAUGGCUGUGAUGGCAGUGAUGGCAGGCCAUGGCUAUGGCAAUAUCACUUCCCGAAGUGGGUGGGAGAGUUGAGCGAGUCCGCCACGAGCACUGUGCUAUGCGAGACCUCUUGGAGACGACCGAGACUGUCUCAAGGUACACCGCUAUCACGAUCUGUCGGAGCGAUGGCGGACGACUGGUCGCAGAGCACGAGGAUCAUGAAGGUGGCUUGAAGGCUCG
Messenger RNA from Exophiala viscosa, 1221 nucleotides. RefSeq lists its product as uncharacterized. The transcript has a single exon. Gene Ontology annotation, molecular function: zinc ion binding. Bases 198 to 974 code for a protein of 258 amino acids. Lineage: Eukaryota; Fungi; Ascomycota; Eurotiomycetes; Chaetothyriales; Herpotrichiellaceae. The record is from RefSeq and is a predicted model, not a curated record.